AUGUCCAACGAAGAUGAAGAUUAUUCAGUAGCAAAGGUCAGCUCUGGCUACCCAGACCUACGCACUAUUUUGACCAUCGUUUCCAGCAUUUCGCUUUUCUGCACGAUUAGCUGCGUCGUAGUGUUUUUCAUACUCUUGUCAUACAACGCGCAUCGGGUCAACAUUCCUCUGGUCAAGAUCACAAUGUCAAUUCAGAGUGUCCACGCCGUUGCACUUACUAAGCGCAAUGAGCGGUGGUACUAUAUCAUUUCGUACGCUUUAGCUAUCAUUUUGUCUGCAGCUCUAGCGGCUAUUCCAAACAGCGCGUUCAAAAUUGUCAACCGGUGCAUGGUGGCUUCCAUCCCGGGCCCUCAAUACUUAGGAAUUCGCUGGGCCCUGUACUACAGCUGGUUUGUAGUUGCCUCGUUAAUCUCGAUUAUAUGUAUGAUCAGCGUGUUGCGCUCAGCGCAAAAGCUCUCUCACACAACUCACACACAUGGAAGAAGAUACACAUCGACCACUGAGGCAUACAGAAGCGCCGUCAACGCUCGAGCCAACGGAAAGCGCCUACGCUCGCUCAUGUUCUAUACAAUUGCGUACCCAGUCAUCAGUCUGGUAUGCAAUUUACCCCAGCUUUUGCAGGAAUUGCUAUCGACAACGAUGAAAAAGGAACUCACGGGACUCAACUUUGCCGCACGACUGCUGCUAUGCAGUGAAGGCACGUUCCUUGCACUGGCAUUCUUUUUGUAUCCGGCGGUGCUGCAUUCAAUUCGCGAUAUUACGUACUCGGCUGUACAGUACUGGGUCGUCGAGCAAGAGGUGUUUUGGCGACGUAAGCAGAGCGAUACUAAGAAUUUUCACGAUGGACGCAUGCUGCACGAUAAUCCAAACGACAUGAUAGUUGACAAAGCUGACUUGAAAAACUUUACGUCUACACGCGGGCGCAUUUUACACUUUAUUCUUUUAAAGACAGGAGAGGGCAGGCGGGCGACUACACUGUCAUAG
Molecule: messenger RNA, 984 nt
Organism: Kickxella alabastrina
Lineage: Eukaryota; Fungi; Kickxellomycota; Kickxellomycetes; Kickxellales; Kickxellaceae
Exons: 2
Coding region: 1-984 (327 amino acids)
Source: RefSeq, a predicted model, not a curated record